AGUGGCGGCAGCAUGAGUGGCCCUCAGCCUGUCAUGCCAGAGCACAGCCUAGCCGAGGAAGCUGGAGGCCCAACAGGAAAAGCUAUGAUGGGUGCCUGGGAGAAGGGCCCUCGGCUGGGCCAGCGGCUGCCUUCAGUCGUGGUAGAGCCCAGUGAGCUGAGUGCCAUGGAGAGUGGGGAGCUGCGCUGGCCCCCGGAGGGCACCCAGAGGGGGUCCAUCCAGAGCCAGGCUGCUGCUGCCUCUUCACGGAGCCUGCCAGGAGCACCGGGGGAGGCUCCGGGUGAUGCCGGCCGCCAGUGGGCCAGCCCUGAGGACCAGACCUCUUGCCCCCAGUGACAGGAGGAGGGCGUGGCCAGGGUCUGCUCUCCCUGGGCCCUGCAGGCCUUGCCCGUCUCCAGCAACUGACAGCACCCGAUAGAGAGAGCCCGAGUGGCCGGGCUGAUGCUUCAAGAGGGCUGGGCCUGUCCCGGUGGGUGGAGCCGAGCCACCACCUCUUGCCUCGCCAGGUCUGGCCAGCACCACGGCCCCUGCCUGCCCCCGUCCAUGGCCCAGGGUCUGGAUCACGACCCUGC
Vicugna pacos (alpaca) is the source of this 572-nucleotide messenger RNA. It is a transcript of the gene LBHD2, whose product is annotated as LBH domain containing 2. The record is from RefSeq and is a predicted model, not a curated record. NCBI's taxonomy places the organism in Eukaryota, Metazoa, Chordata, Mammalia, Artiodactyla, Camelidae.